UGACAAGCCUGAGCAGCACAGCGUCAGUGUGCUGUGCUGCGACCCAAGCUUACCUUGCCCGUACCUCCCUUGCUCCUGCACCUUUCACCCCCCACCCCUCCCCCUCCCUUCCCACCUACAGCGCCAAGCCAGGGCAGCAUGACUUCAUUGUGCUGCGCAAGCUGGUGCUGCCUGGCCAAUGCUUCUGUUCUGCGCACCAAGCCAUACCCGCUCCUCUCCCUUGUCUUCUCGCCCCACCACACCCCCCACACAGCGACAAGCCAGGGCAGCAUGACUUCAAUGUGCUGCGCAAGCUGGUGCUGCCAGACGGCUCUGUGCUGCGCGCCAAGCUGCCUGGCCGACCCACCAGGGACUGCCUCUUUGCCGACCCUGCCCGGGACCACACCAGCAUGCUCAAGAUAUGGAUGAUGAACGCGUGCAGUGGCAUGGUGGGGGCGUUCAACUGCCCUUUUCCACCCUUCCCAACCCUCAACCCCUUGUUUCCCCCACCACCCUCUAUCCCCAACAGCAUGCUCAAGAUCUGGACGAUGAACGCGUGCAGUGGCAUGGUGGGGGCGUUCAACUGCCAGGGCGCGGGGUGGUGCCGCGACGGCCGCAAAUACACCAUGCACAACCCUGACCCUGAUGCGGUUACUGGGACUGUUGCUGCUGCUGACGUGGACCUGCUUGCUGACGUGGCGGCCAGCGACUGGACGGGAGAUGUGGCGGUGUUUUCCCAUAAUGCAGGUGGGUGUGCAGAGGAAAGGGAGGAAGGGGAGGGAGGGACGGAGGGAGGCGAGUUGGUGCGUCUACCAGCAGACACAUCUCUGGUGGUGCACCUGCAUCGCCUCGAGUUUGAGCUCUACACUGUCGCCCCCAUCACUGUGGUGGGAAGCGUGGCAGUGGCGCCGAUAGGCCUGACCAACAUGUACAACUCAGGGGGUGCCGUGCUGUCCGUGCGCAGCAGCAACACCAGUGGUGCCGGCACUUGUGCCACCAGCCCAGAUGCUGCAGGUGCAGGUUCACCGAAUGCAGACACGACAGAGGCACACAAAGCAGCAGCGAGAGAAGCAGAUGCGAGGGAGCCGGGAGCAGGCGCAGCUGAAGCGACGGUGGAGGUGGAAAUGAGGGGAGGGGGCAGCUUUGUGCUGUAUGCGUCGAAGGAGCCGUUGUGGUGUACAGUGGACGGGACAGAGGCACAGGUUGCUUACACUCCUGAUGAUGGCCGGGCGGCCGUGCAGGUGCCAUUCAGGGCAGGUGCUACCUGCUUGCUCAGAUUCGCCUGGUGA
Molecule: messenger RNA, 1268 nt
Organism: Closterium sp. Naga37s-1
Lineage: Eukaryota; Viridiplantae; Streptophyta; Zygnematophyceae; Desmidiales; Closteriaceae
Source: the annotation of a GenBank genome assembly